Messenger RNA from Podarcis raffonei (Aeolian wall lizard), 701 nucleotides. RefSeq names its product PAXX non-homologous end joining factor (gene PAXX). Gene Ontology annotation, cellular component: nonhomologous end joining complex; nucleus; site of double-strand break. Gene Ontology annotation, molecular function: molecular adaptor activity. The record is from RefSeq and is a predicted model, not a curated record. Gene Ontology annotation, biological process: double-strand break repair via nonhomologous end joining. NCBI's taxonomy places the organism in Eukaryota, Metazoa, Chordata, Lepidosauria, Squamata, Lacertidae. The coding region runs from base 41 to 625 and encodes 194 amino acids. The transcript has 7 exons.
CCUGCUUUGCAACCCGAUUGCAUUUCUUCCUUUGGUGCAAAUGGGAGGAACGGGGAUCGUGCAAUUGGUGCAAAGCGAAGGACAGGAUUAUCUCUGCUUUUGCAGCAGCAAAAGCGACGGAUCGCUCAGUUUCCACGUCACCAAUGCUUGCGAUUCCUGGAGCGGCGACAUCACUUCAUCGGAGGAAAAUCAGCCGGUUUCUUCCGACGACCGGAUUUCUCAAAUCAAAGACGCCUUCGAGAGCCAGACCCCCAAAUUAUCCGUCCGGGAAACUGAGGCCACCCUGACUUUCCAAGAUGGCCGAGAGACCUUGACCUUCGACCUCCACCGAGACCCCGCCUCCCGGGCCCGGGAGCGAGUUCGAGAGCUGCUCUUCGGCCUGGCUGGCCGGGUGCGAGAGCUGGAGAGGCGGCUGGGAGAAGGUGCCGUUUCUGCGGCCGCUCCGUCGCCAAUCGGGAGCCCCAGGAAGGACAUCCAAAUGGGUCGGAGUCCCUUUGCGCCUGAUCCGAACCCGGCAAAGAUCAGGACCGGAUCCAGCAAGAGGAAGCUUCCCGGAGAGUCGUUAAUCAACCCUGGAUUCGUCCGCAAGAAGACUCCGACCGGCGUAGAUUUCGAAGAUGCCUGAAUCCCUAUGUUUUUAAUUAUUAUUAUUAAUUAUUAUUGCUAUUAUUUCUGAAUUUCCAUUAUAUUAUAUUAUAUUA